Molecule: messenger RNA, 2420 nt
Organism: Daucus carota subsp. sativus
Lineage: Eukaryota; Viridiplantae; Streptophyta; Magnoliopsida; Apiales; Apiaceae
Product: cucumisin
Exons: 10
Coding region: 55-2274 (739 amino acids)
Biological process (GO): proteolysis
Molecular function (GO): serine-type endopeptidase activity
Source: RefSeq, a predicted model, not a curated record
GCCGCAACAAAUACAACACUAGAAACUGACAUUCCUUCACAACUUUCCAACACAAUGGCUAGUAAAAUUUCUACUCUGCUAUGUCUACUCGUGAUUAGCUUCACUUGUGCACCACUUAUCAGCUGCAACGGAGCGUCUGAUGCUGAUCAAAAGGCAUACAUUGUGUACAUGGGCGAUCUUCCAAAGACCAGAGGUUUCUCCGCGACUGCUUUCCACACAAACAUGCUACAAAGAGUUGUGGGCAGUCGUGCAUCCCAGUCUUUAGUCCACAGCUACAAGAGAAGUUUCAAUGGUUUUGUGGCGAAGCUGACAGAGGAAGAGAGGAGCAGAUUAUCUACCAUGAAAGGUGUAGUGUCAGUGUUUCCUAGCACAAAGAAACAGCUGCAUACAACAAGAUCAUGGGAUUUCAUUGGCUUUCCUCAAGAAGUUGUGCGUGCAAGUUUAGAAAGCGAUGUUAUUGUUGGGAUGCUAGACACUGGUGUUUGGCCUGAAUCCAAAAGUUUUAGUGAUGAAGGAUUUGGUCCACCACCAAGCAAAUGGAAGGGCAGCUGCUCAUCCUCUUCUAAUUUUACUUGCAACAACAAAAUUAUAGGAGCCAAGUUCUAUAGAACGGAGGGAGAAGCAGUAGAUGAAGUUGAUUUCAAUUCACCUAGAGACUCAGAAGGACAUGGAACACACACCGCUUCCACAGCAGCUGGAGGAGUAGUAAACCAAGCAAGUUUGUUAGGCCUUGGCCUAGGAACAGCUCGUGGAGGGGUUCCCUCAGCGCGCCUUGCUAUCUACAAAAUCUGUUGGUCUGAUGGUUGUUCAGAUGCUGAUAUCUUAGCAGCAUUUGAUGAUGCUAUCGCAGAUGGAGUUGACAUAAUCUCUCUCUCGGUAGGGGGGUCAUUUCCUGUGGACUAUUUUGAUGAUCCAAUUGCUAUUGGAGCUUUUCACUCCAUGAAAAAUGGGAUACUCACAUCUAACUCUGCUGGAAAUUCUGGUCCUGAACCUGAAUCAAUUACCAACUUUUCACCUUGGUCCUUAUCAGUUGCUGCCAGCACCAUAGAUAGAAAGUUCAUAGCCAAUGUCCAAUUGGGUAACAGCAAAAUUUAUGAGGGUUUUGCUAUAAACACUUUCAAUCUCAGUGGUUCAUACCCCAUAGUUUACGGUGGAGAUGUACCAAAUACCGCUGGAGGUUAUACUGGAGCUGACUCGAGGUACUGCUCACCUGAUUCAUUGGACAAAACCUUGGUUGAUGGAAAAAUUGUUCUUUGUGAUGAGCUGAGCGAUGGGGAGGGCGCAUUACAAUCAGGAGCAAUUGGUACAAUAAUGCAAGAUGGAGGCUUUAAAGAUGAUGCUUUCUCCUUUCCUUUGUCUGCUUCUUAUCUAAGUUCAGAAGAUGGCGCAAAAGUUUUAUCCUUUAUUAACACGACUAGUAAAGCAACAGCAACCAUUUUAAAGAGUACUGGUGUGAAAGAUUCAUUAGCCCCAUUUGUUGUUUCCUUCUCAUCGAGAGGGCCAAAUCCUAUUACAAGGGAUCUUCUGAAGCCUGAUUUAACUGCUCCUGGUGUGGAGAUAGUGGCAUCAUGGUCAGAAGCUACAUCUGUAACAGGAAUAGACGGAGACAAAAGGGUUGUCCCGUACAACAUAAUAUCUGGUACAUCCAUGUCCUGCCCCCAUGCUACCGGUGCAGCUGCCUAUGUUAAGUCAUUUCACCCAACAUGGUCACCAGCAGCAAUUAAGUCCGCUCUAAUGACGACAGCCUCAACUUUAAGUGCUGCUAAAAACGUUGAUGUUGAGUUUGCAUACGGAUCAGGACAAAUUGAUCCUAUAAAAGCUGCACAGCCUGGGCUAGUAUACGAUGCAGGAGAGGUUGAUUAUAUUUCAUUUUUGUGUGGACAAGGUUAUAGCUCCAAGUCUUUGCAACUCAUAACUGGUUAUAACAAUACAUGUUCCGGAGUCAGCAAUGGCACGGUAUGGGACUUGAACUAUCCUUCAUUCGCUUUAUCUGGCGAGUCAGGCACUUCACUGAUGCGUACCUUCAAAAGAACUGUAACCAAUGUUGGGACACCAGUGUCCACAUACACGGCCAUUGUAAGUGCUCCCUCAGGACUUAAUAUUACAGUUGACCCUCGCGUGUUUUCAUUCAAAUCCGCGGGCCAAAAACAAAGUUUUACGGUUACAGUUGCUGCAACAGUUGGCACCAAAGUGUUGUCUGGUUCUUUAGUGUGGGAUGAUGGGACGGUCCAAGUGAGGAGUCCUAUUGUUGCGUAUUCUGUUUCAUCCUCCUAGUUGUAUUCAUCAUUUACAUUGAUUUAUCAUGUUUGGAAGUUUGAUAAACAUGAUCUGAUACAAAUUACUGUAACAUUUUACUCUGUAAGUUGUACCAUUACAUUUGAAUAAGAAAUGAUCAGAUGAUACUCAAUUUAUGUUUGUUA